Molecule: messenger RNA, 1309 nt
Organism: Suillus paluster
Lineage: Eukaryota; Fungi; Basidiomycota; Agaricomycetes; Boletales; Suillaceae
Product: histidine phosphatase superfamily
Exons: 9
Coding region: 119-1309 (396 amino acids)
Biological process (GO): dephosphorylation
Molecular function (GO): phosphatase activity
Source: RefSeq, a predicted model, not a curated record
CGGCCAUAUAUAAAUACAUAAUCUGUGUUAGAGGGUUUCUUGGUUCUAGUUAAGACUUAAAAGUCGCGUUUUUACCGCUUGCUCUCUCAUCCGCGCCUCUUUGGCCUCGAGCUUUAGCAUGGUUAACACCACUACUACAGCAGGCCUCAUCGGUGUCGUUCUUCUGGCUCGUCACGGCGACAGAACAGAGUACUACCAAGACCCAAACACGUUCAACGCUACUCAAGCAUACAUAACUCCUCUUGGAUCGCAACAAGAAUACGAACUCGGGCGCUUCCUUCGUGACACAUACCUCAACCCUGAUUCGCCAUCGUUCAUCCAGAACAUCAGCACUGACGUGGUGAAUAUCGAUCAGCUGGCAGUCCGCGCAGAUGCUGGUGGAGGAAAUGUUAUCCUGGACUCCGCGUAUGCUCUGCUUCAGGGUCUAUAUCCGCCCACAAAGAAGUCAGAAAUGACCUUGGGGAAUGGGCAAACGGUUCUCUCUCCUCUUGGAGGAUACCAAUAUAUUCCAGGCGAGUUGACCUACAUGCAAUCUUUGGAGUUUUGGCAAGCUCCGUCUCUUACGAGCUGGAUGGAUUGCGAGUAUUUCCAACUCCACCUAGGACGACUUUACGCUGCAUCUGCGUUCAAAAAUAUGUCCACCAAAGCCGAGCCUUUCCUGACUGCACUGAAACCUUACUUGGGGAGCGUCGAUAACAACUUGACGAACAUAUGGAAUAUAUAUGACCAUGUGAACGUCCAGUACACCCACAACAAGACUUAUUACGAAACCCUGCCUGCAACUUUCCUGGAGCAAGCUCGCUAUUAUGCUAAUUGGGUUCAAAACAAUGUCUUCACUGAUACUGUGCAGAAUAGCGUCGGCAAUAUUGCCAUUCGCACUCUUCUCCCGGAGAUCUACUGGGCCUUAGGUAACAUGACCCAGCCUUCUAACAAAGUCAAGAUUUCUAUUCAGGAAGUCGAUUACAAGCCAUUCAUGGGUCUAUUCAACGUGACAAACGCUACCGUGACUGAUCCUGACAUCGCCGGUAUCGUUGACUAUGCUUCCGUUGUUGCAUUCGAGCUGUCGCAGAACUCGCAAGGUCAACAUGAGGUCAGCUUGAAGUUUAAAAACGGCACUCAAGACAGCGAGUUCCGUCAGCUCAAAAUGUUUGGCAACACGAGCAUCACCCUCGACAGUUUCAUUCACCAACUUGCUUGGAUCACAAUCAAUUCUACUAUCAACUGGUGCUUUUCGUGCAAUCAGACUGUCCUGCGCGGAUGCUCUGUCUUUAACUAUAGUGAAGAUCCCUUCUUGCACCCGGGCACCUAG